AUGGCUGGCUACCCCUGCGUAGUGCUGGUGCAGGCAGCAAAGGUGGCCAACGACAUUCUGCAAGGCCCAGCCCCUACUCUCCCGCAGCAGCCUGUGCCAGCACAGCAGCACAGCCGCAUCACUCCUCAGCUAACCACGUUGAUCGCCCCGCGGCAGAACUGUCGUCGGUGGGAGCUGUUGGUUGUCAUGGAAACGCUGCUCCUGCUCCUCUUGCCGCUGGCCGCCGCCGCCGCCCAUCCCGCUGCCCGGGCAGCGGGGCCCGGCCUGGAGGAGCGGCUCUUCGAGCAGGUGCGGGACCACUUCACUUUCGAGAGCUGUGGCAACGAGACCUUUCCGCAGCGGUACCUGGUCACAGCAAAGUUCUGGAAGGAAGGAUGUGGACCCAUCUUCUUCUAUACUGGCAAUGAAGGUGACAUCUGGACUUUUGCUCAGAACUCUGACUUCAUAUUUGAAUUAGCAGAGGAACAGCAAGCACUUGUGAUUUUUGCUGAGCAUAGAUACUAUGGGAAGUCUCUCCCAUUUGGACUCGAAUCAACACAGCUGAAGAAGACUGGUCUGCUUACCGUGGAACAAGCCCUUGCUGACUAUGCAGUGCUAAUUACUGAGAUUAAGCAGCAGUAUGGUGCUGCAGACUGCCCUGUCAUUGCUUUUGGUGGCAGCUAUGGAGGAAUGCUCAGCGCUUACAUGAGGAUGAAAUACCCCAACAUUGUGGCUGGAGCAUUAGCUGCUAGUGCUCCUCUGCUGUCUGUGGCUGGGCUUGGAGACCCCACCCAGUUCUUCAGAGAUGUAACAGCAGAUUUUCAGAAGUCAAGUCCAGGCUGUGUCCCUGCUGUCCGCAAAGCCUUCCAGCAGCUUAAGGAUCUGUUCCUGAGCGGAGCCUAUGAUGAAAUUAGUAGUAAAAUGGCCACAUGCAAUAAGAUCUCUAACAAGGAGGAUGUUUACCAGCUUUUUGGAUUUGCUAGGAAUGCCUUCACCAUGAUGGCCAUGAUGAACUACCCUUACAAAACCGAUUUCAUGGGUCACCUCCCUGCCAAUCCGGUGAAGGUCAGCUGUGAACAAAUCCUUGCCCACACAGACCCAAUUCAAGGCUUGGCUGCUCUUGUUGGGGUGUUCUACAACUCCUCUGGCUUGGCGCAGUGCUAUGACAUAUACCAGCUAUACCAGUCUUGUGCUGACCCCACGGGCUGUGGCAUCGGCCCGGACGCUGAGGCCUGGGACUACCAGGUUUGCACGGAGAUCAACUUAACUUUCAACAGCAACAACGUGACUGAUAUGUUCCCCGAGAUGCCCUUCACAGAGGCCAUGCGGGAGCAGUACUGCUGGAGGAAAUGGCACGUGAGGCCACGAGCACACUGGUUGCAGAUAAACUUCUGGGGAGGAGACCUGAAAAGCGCAAGCAACAUCAUUUUUUCAAAUGGAGACUUGGAUCCUUGGGCUGGAGGAGGGAUAAAUAGCAGCCUCAGCCCUUCACUAAUUGCACUGACUGUUAGAGGAGGCGCUCAUCACCUAGACCUGCGAGGACACAAUCCAGCUGACCCCCCAUCCGUCACACAAGUGCGCAAGCUUGAAGCGAGCAUCAUCAACAGCUGGGUGAAAGCUGCAGGGAUGGAAAGGGCACAGAAGCGCCCAGUGAGUAUGUCCAGACCCACAGCCUCAGGCCUGGGAGUGAGGCUGCCACUACAAUAG
Molecule: messenger RNA, 1686 nt
Organism: Pezoporus flaviventris
Lineage: Eukaryota; Metazoa; Chordata; Aves; Psittaciformes; Psittacidae
Gene: DPP7
Product: dipeptidyl peptidase 7
Exons: 14
Coding region: 1-1686 (561 amino acids)
Biological process (GO): proteolysis
Cellular component (GO): vesicle
Molecular function (GO): dipeptidyl-peptidase activity; serine-type exopeptidase activity
Source: RefSeq, a predicted model, not a curated record